AUGGAGGAGAAAGAAGAAGGUGAGGAUGAGGCUGUGAGAUUGGCAAAGAUGAGGAACAGGUUUACAAGAAUGGUCGAGGAGGAGACUAAGGCGAUGUUGGAUGAUUCUCCUGAAAUGAUCACAGAAGAGAUUGACAUCUUGGCCAAGCUCAAAAAGAUGCUUGACUCUCAAGAGAAGGGCGAAGAUGAUGAAGUCCUCCAAACGAAAAUCAUCUCCCUUCUUGAGGUCUCAAAGAACUGGAAUGGUUGGCUUCCGGCAGUGGAUGCUGAAGUCACGUCACUGUUAGAAGAGAAGGAAGCCUUCGAGGAGGUAAGUGGAGAAAGGUUGGAGGAGCUCUUGAAGGAUGCAGAAAAAAGGGGCAUACCAGUGGAGUUUCUCCCAUCAAAGUUGGUCUGCACAAAGAAGCCAGGAAAAAGAGGUGGCCGCAACAAGAUUCGAUGGGUCAUCUGUGGAAACUUCGAGCAGGUCAAAGAGGGAGAGAACACGUUUAGCUCUGGUGCAGAUGCCUCUGCACUGCGCCUUCUGAUCGUUGCGGCAUCAAAAUUCCAAUGGGAGGCUGGGACCAUUGACAUCAAAACAGCCUUCCUGAAUGCCACCAUGUGCCCUGAAGACCAGCCAAGCUUGUUGCUGGUCAAACCUCCUAUGCUGCUUUUGGAAAAGAAGUACAUGAAGCCAGGAACAUACUACAUGCCCAAGCGCGCGGUCUAUGGACUUCGCCGAUCACCAAAGCUCUGGGGUGAUUGCAGAGAUGAUGAAUUGGAAGUCAUGAAACUGGAAGUGGAGGAGGAAGAAGGUCAGAUGACAUCACUCCGACUCUGCCCUCUGGCAUCAGAGCCAAACUUGUGGAGGAUUGAAGCUGAGGAGAGUGAAGCUGAGUCUGACACUCAGUCGAACUUUGCUCCGCUGCCAUUGAAAGGGCUCUUGAUGACAUAUGUCGAUGACAUCUUGGUCACUGGAAGUCGAAAGGUGGUAGAUGCCGUCAUGGAAAAGAUCAGAACUAUCUGGACCACCUCAGAACCAGAUCAAGUAGGAGAAAAGCCUAUACGAUUCCUAGGCGUCGAGAUCUCAAAGACCUUUGAUGUCACCAAGAAUCGCGACGUUUGGUAUGUCAACCAACAGUCCUACAUCAAGGACCUUCUUGCGCAAGAUCAAGAAGCUCCAGACAGAAAGAUCCCAAUCACAAAAGAUCAGAGUCAACUUCCAGAGGAAGAAGGAAGAACACCAGAGCUGAUUCGUUCAGCUCAGAAAGCCACCGGUGAGAUGCUCUGGCUGGUGACACGCACCCGCUUGGACCUCAUGUAUGCCGUUUCAAAGAUGGGCUCUUGCGUCACGAAGGCCCCUCAGAAGGUCCUCCAGAUCUACCAGCAGAUCAAGGGGUAUCUCAAAAGCACUAUGGAUGAAGGCAUCUGCUUUGAUGCUGCUGGAGCAGAGACCUUGAUGAUUGAGGCCAUGUCAGACGCCAGUUUUGCACCUGAAGGAGAUGUCAGCCACGGAGCCUUCAUCAUCAUGGUAGCUUCUUGCCCUGUUUUUUGGCGAAGUGGUCGUCAAAGUUUUGUGACGCUCAGCACAGCAGAAGCGGAGAUGAUGGAGAUUGUGGAGAGCAUGGUGGCUGGAGAAUCAAUUGGUGCCAUAGCUGAUGAGCUGUUUGGCCCUCUGCAGCGAAAAUCUUGGACAGAUUCUCAGUCUGCCCAAUCAAUUUUGACCACUGACGGAGGAUCAUGGCGCACACGUCAUUUGCGACUGAGAGCAUCAGCUGCCAGGAGUUCAAUCUUGCAGGGCACCUGGUUUCUUCAACAUGUCGCGGGAAAUCAAAUGAUCGCUGACAUUGGCACCAAGCCAUUAGCUUCAGAAAGAAUCAGGUACUUGAAGAAGGAGAUGAACCUGGUUCAAGUACCACAACCGAAAGAGCAUGAGAAGAAAGAAGAGAAGGUUUUUGAAGAAAAAGGAGAAGGCGUAGGCAUUCAGAAAGCAGCAGCAGCAUUGAAGCUGCUCACAUUGGCUGCUGCGAUCUCAGCUGCCAAAGGAGAAUAUGAAGAAACAGAAAAAGAAGAUCAGGAAAAUUCAACCCUCGAGCUCAAAGUCAUGAUGGUCGUUUUUGCGUUGAUCAUCGUGCUUCUCACGAUCGUGAGCCAGCAUUUGUGGAAGGUAGGAGUAAGGAGGCUGGAAAUGUCUUGGUCAAACCAAGCUGGAUCGUCUUCCCGAAGUCUCCCUGCAGGUGCUGCUGCUCAAAGAGAAGAAGAAGAAAAGGAAAAUGGUGGUGAAGGGAUGGCCGCUGUGGCAGGACAACUGUCACAGCGACCCACGUACCUCCCACCGGGUGGUGAAGGGAUGGCCGCUGUGGCAGAUCACACGCCGCAGCGACCCACGUACCUCCCACCAGGCGAAGGGUCUUCUUCGCCACUUGAAGAUUCAACCUCUUCAUCAGAGGACACUCCGUAUCGUCCAUUAGAUGAGCGCCACAUCCCUGGGUUCGACUUGGAUCGAGUCAUGCAGGAGAUAGCAGAUGAAGAAACCAACCUCUACGAGGAAGCACAGAGAAAUCCAGAAAGAUUCCAGAACUAUGAGAACAGCGAGGAAAGAGCUAGAGCAGCUUUCCAAGUUUUGACCACUCGGUAUGGCCGAGUUUAUCACUAUCAGAGCCAGUGCAGGUACCUGUCGUCUGUCCAGACAGGAGCCAAUCGAGAAUCUGCCUGGUGUCGCAUUUGCUGGGCCAUUACCGCUCAAACGCGUGGACCCCCACCACCAGGAGUUCCACUUUGGAUUGAUCACUGGGGUGGAGAUUAUCACGUGGAUUCAAGAUGCCCACGCUGCGAUCCAGAAAAGAUGUUUCCAGCAUGCCAAGGAUGUGGUGAGAGCGCAGGCGCUGCUGCUAGCAGAAUGCCACUUUACAAGUACAUCGCGAGGAUCUCCGGCAAACCAUACGACAGCUUCGUGAUGCCCGUGCCAUCCUUCAACGUCCGGUGGCACAAGUUGACAAGGGAUCGCCCAAUGGAGUUUAUGAUUCUGCCCGUGGGCGCCUCCAGCUUCCGUGAAGCCAUGUGCAUCGGUGCCGAGGUCUACCACAACCUGAAGAGCGUCAUCAAGAAGAAGUAUGGCCAGGAUGCCUGCAACGUGGGCGACGAGGGUGGAUUUGCACCAAGCGUCCAAGACAACAACGAGGCCUUGGAUGUGUUGAUGGAGGCCAUUGAGAAGUCCGGCCACGCUGGCAAGGUCAAGAUUGGCACCGACGUGGCAGCCUCCGAGUUCUACAGCUCUGAGACCAAGAAGUACGACUUGGACUUCAAGAAUCCUAGCAGCCCAGACAGCAUGAAGAAGACUGCAGAGGAGAUGAUUGCCUACUACAAGGAUUGGAUCGGCAAGUAUCCCUUCGUCUCCAUUGAGGAUCCGUUUGAUCAGGAUGAUUGGGAUGCUUACUCCAAGUUUCAGGCCGAGGUCGGUGACUCCAUUCAGAUCGUUGGAGACGAUUUGCUGGUUACCAACCCGAAACGUGUCCAGAAGGCCUUGGAUUGCAAGGCAUGCAAUGCCCUACUGCUGAAGGUGAACCAGAUCGGUUCCGUGACCGAGGCCAUUGAGGCGGCGUCCAUGUCGCAGUUCGCUGGUUGGGGCGUCAUGGUCUCCCACCGUUCCGGUGAGACUGAGGAUUCCUUCAUCGCAGAUUUGGUGGUAGGUCUUCGCACUGGACAGAUCAAGACUGGUGCCCCCUGUCGUUCCGAGAGGUUGUCGAAGUACAACCAGCUCCUUCGUAUCGAGGAGGAAUUGGGCGACAAGUGCACCUACGCGGGCACCGGUUUCCGCAACAUCGGCUCUCCAGCCUUCGGCAUGAAGCGCAAGCCAUUUGUGGGUGGCAAUUGGAAGUGCAACGGCAAAUUGAGCGGCGUCAAGGAGUUGCUGGGCGCCUUCAAGGGCGUGGGCGCAGACCCCAAAUCCGUGGAUGUGGCGAUCUUCGCACCUACCAUUCAUAUCCCUGCUGCACAGGAGUGCCUGGCCGGCGACUCUGCAAUCCACUUGGGGGUGCAAAACAUGAGCAAGACAGGCGAAGGUGCCUUCACCGGUGAAGUCUCUGCGGGACAAGUGGCAGACGCAGGGAUCAAGUACGUACUGGUGGGACACUCAGAGCGUCGAUCCCUGUACGGUGAAACCGACGAGGAUUGUGCCGCCAAGACGAAGGCAGCCUUGGACAAGGGUCUCACCGUCGUCUUCUGCAUUGGAGAGCAAUUGGCUGAACGCCAAAGUGGCAAGACCACCGAAGUGUGCGAAAAGCAGAUGAAGGCGGUGAUUCCAGUUAUCACAGACUGGGACAAGAUCGUGAUUGCUUAUGAGCCAGUCUGGGCCAUUGGUACUGGGGUGGUGGCCACACCACUGCAAGCGCAGGACACGCAAUACCAGGUUCGCCGCGUCAUCCGUGACGAGUGCGGAGCAGACAUUGCCGAAAAAGUGCGAAUUAUUUAUGGUGGCUCUGCCAACGAGAAGAACUGCAAGGCCUUGGGCGAGCUGCCGGAUGUGGACGGCUUCCUGGUAGGCGGUGCCUCCUUGAAGCCGACCUUUACGGAGAUCAUCAGCACGGCGCAGGCAGCUUACAAGUAG
This is a messenger RNA of Cladocopium goreaui, 4584 nucleotides long. Lineage: Eukaryota; Dinophyceae; Suessiales; Symbiodiniaceae. The record is from the annotation of a GenBank genome assembly.